AUGAGCACUUCAAACGAUCAACCAGUAUCUCUUAGUGCCCGCCUCCUCGCCCUCUUCAAUACCAGUGUCGAUGCAGUCGAUUCCUCAAUAAAUACCUCCCUCACCUCCAGCCCGCCAGCUUACGAAGACAUCAUUCACAGCACUCUCAACGAUAUGGAAUCCGUUUUCACUGGGUGGGAACAUGAUCAUAACCUCAGCUUCAUCGCCGUAAUCCACAGACGCCGUACCCAGCUCCUCGAGACCGAUAGUUUCACCUCCGACGAUGAGGGCUUCCUUGCCUACCAUGCUCCACCCUCAGAAACUGCCUCCGAUGCUACUGAGCCCGACGUCUCUGAUGAUAAGCUGUGCACUAUCUGUGGGCGCCGCCAGAUCAGUGUCAAGUUCUGUGAUUGUGUCCAUGCGUCGUGCAAAGACUGUGCGAAGGGUAUGUGGCGUGCUAGAAUCCAGUACGACGGUCAUUUUCCAGACUAUUGGCAUUGCCCGUUGUGUAGGGGGUAUGUUUAUGAGGUGAAGAAGAUUGGUGAGAAGGAUGAUGAGAGCGAAGCUAGAGAAGUAGUAGUCAUGGAGUGGAUUCGGGAGGUUUCGAAGAGCGCAAGGGAGAUGGUUGUGGAUAUGCUGGAAAUUAACUCAACCAAAUCUUGA
Morchella importuna is the source of this 642-nucleotide messenger RNA. RefSeq lists its product as uncharacterized. Bases 1 to 642 code for a protein of 213 amino acids. The record is from RefSeq and is a predicted model, not a curated record. Lineage: Eukaryota; Fungi; Ascomycota; Pezizomycetes; Pezizales; Morchellaceae. The transcript has a single exon.